Molecule: messenger RNA, 383 nt
Organism: Cinara cedri
Lineage: Eukaryota; Metazoa; Arthropoda; Insecta; Hemiptera; Aphididae
Source: the annotation of a GenBank genome assembly
AUGGACCACACUCGAGACACGUCUUGUUCAAAAUUCACACUGCGUUUCGUUAAACCUGCGGAUGUACGCGCAUUUUCCGUUAAGCGACCGCCAUCGCUUAUUUAAACGUAUGUUUGCAGAGUGUAGCGUUAUAUAGUAGCGAGUCCUGGACUUUAAGCACCCUAGACAAAAGAAGAAUAGAAGCAAUAGAGAUGUGGAUAUUGAAGAAAACUAUGAAGAUCAGCUGGACAGAAAAAAAAAAAUCUAGUAUGGAAGUGUUGAAUACGACAGACGAACCUAGACAAAUGAUCAAACCGAUGGAAAUAAAAGAAACCGAGUUUUUUGAACACACGACGAGACAUAACACGUUUAUUACAAAUACUAUGGAAGGAGAGCUACAUUGA